CGCGCUCAAAACGGCGAGACGGGUUUCACUCUCCUUCACCUACUCUGUCUCUCACACCCCCAUCACACGUUCUAUUAUCCAUGACUUCUACUGUCGGAAUCCUCCCGGAUCUGGUCGGUCAGACAAUCAAUGACGGGUUCAUUGAUCUACACCUCUCUCGCGAACUCGGGACUGGAACAUACGGUGCGGUGUACCACGCUACAGACACUGACUCAGGGGCUAGUUAUGCGGUCAAGUGCUUGGGUCCCCUUGUUGAAGGCACAGAGCAUGGCCUCCCCGUCGACGAAGCCGAGCUGGCUUUUCACGCACGGUGCUCUGCACAUUCGAACGUCACGACGCUUCACCGACGGUUCACUCACUCUGGCUUUCUUUUCGCGCUCCUUGAGCUUUCCGCGGGCGGGACGCUCUACGAUGCUAUGCAAGCCGGGGUGUUUUCGGGUGCCGACAAGGAGGCCAAAGUGCGGGCCCUCAUGCUUGAUCUGAUUGACGCUGUUCGUUGGUGCCAUGAGAGAGGAGUGGUCCAUCGAGAUCUCAAACCCACAAACAUUCUGUGUGAUGCAGCUGGUUCGAACGUGCGCAUCGCCGAUUUCGGUGUUGCCGUAGAUGCGACUGGUCUGGUGCAAUCCACGGGUGGGACUGUGGCCUACAUGACUCCUGAGUCACUACUCUCCCAACCUCACGAUGCCAGCAUGUCCGACCUGUGGGCCCUCUCACUUGUUUUUCUGUUCGUCAUAGGCAAUGGCCUCAGCCCUUGGAGUCGCGCCCAUCAAUCGGACAAGGGAUUCCACAUGUUCCUCAACAACGGAAUGUAUCUCCGCUCGCUGUUCCCCAUCUCUGAUUCGCUCAACAACCUGCUCGAGAGAUGCUUCCAACCCUCACUGCCGAUGAUCCGCCCCACUUUGCUCCAGAUGCGGACGGAAGUUGCUGGCAUGAAGCGCUUAUUCAGGAACGACGAUGGCGAUGACGAAGACGACGGAUUCAUUGUAGUAGCUAGGCCCCGCCAGAGGGUCUUCAGCACACCGCUGCACUCGUUACUGCAUGCUCCGUCCCAGCACUCCGCCGCACUCUCUGCUACGUUCGAUUCAAGCAGCUUCCGAGUAUCCCAUCAACGAACUCUCGACGUGCUCGCCACGCUCAACGCCUUGAUGCCACAAGUCCGAGCGCUGAGCGUCGAUCCCGCUCCGUCCGCGUCCGCGUCCGGCUCAUCGACCGCGACUGCAUAUCUCUCCGCGCACUCAUCGUCCUCUGCGACCGGAUCAGCCUCGACGUCGGCUUCAUCUGCGAUGUUCAACCCCAAGUGGCACUCGGCCUUCAAGCUGAGUUUCAAGGGCGCUCGGCCCAGUGACGCAGGUCGCGCUCAAACGACGGUCAAAGUGACCAUCGAAACGAACCCUCCUCAGCCGGAUCGACUGCGUGAUCGGAUGAAACGCGCGCUGCGAAAACUGAUUCCUCGCAUCCGUCCGUUUCCUCGUCAGCGAGUCUGAUGGGUGGUUUGCGUCCUGAAAAUUCAAACAGAAAGCUUUUCUUAUCCCUUUUCCCUUGUCUCCUUCUGUCUAUUCCUUCGUCAAGCUGACUUUUGUCUAGGACGUCGUUGCUCGCCUUCUUCGCUUCAAGUGGAGGAUUGUGCUUUGCCUGGAUUCAUAACACUUCAAAGAUACCAAAUCCAACGUCUAACGUGGUUGCCGACAAAGAUGAGUCACAAAUAUCUCUGUUCCUCGGCCUCGAACCUCUGAGAGUCUGGCCCACUCGAUGAGUGAACGGGUCGAAACGGAUGAUGUCUUGAAUUUUCUUGGCAUAUCGCUAACAGCUGCAUAGAUAUAUCCUUUCCCCUUCGACCGUGACCGAACUCUUCUUGAAGCUCUCAUUCUGACCAUGCAAUCGUCAUUCCAACUUCAGCAAGCGGGGACGUGGGCGUGGUCGGACAUAUUGGAAUCAACUAUUUCAUUUUAGCUCUGGGCCGCGAGAAAUGAGGACAAUUAAUAUACAAUAACAUGUACACUUGGAAGUUGUCCGAUGCAGUUAUUGUGAUUGUGGCCAUCCAAACGCGAUCACGUGUCAGUUCGAUUCGACCGAAACGCGAGCCAACCUAGCUAUCCAUGAUUGAAAUUGGAUCAUUAUUCUCGUCCUCGGAAGGGGUUUUAAUUUGCUUAACAAUCAAUGUCGCUUGUGUAUA
Molecule: messenger RNA, 2173 nt
Organism: Mycena citricolor
Lineage: Eukaryota; Fungi; Basidiomycota; Agaricomycetes; Agaricales; Mycenaceae
Source: the annotation of a GenBank genome assembly